UGUGUCACGUGGGCAAGCGCAUCGAGCGUGAUUCGAGAGUGGCCUACUGGCGCCCUGGUGGCGGUCUUUGGGGCCGAGUGCGGCCAUAUUAUCUCUCGUGGUCCUCGUCGCAAGAAAGCAAGAAGGUGGUGCAGUGCUCAGACAGUGACGUUUUUCAGACGUAGGCGAUGAACGUGAUCGCACACUCGCGCGUGGUAAUCGUCGAACAGUGAGCAGCGACUAGCAUGGCCAAGGGAAGCGGCAAUCCGGCCGGCAAGCAGCCACCGUCGCGCAACGCGAAGCCCUACGAUGCGAACAACUCGUUUGUAAAAAAGGUGGCAACCAAGGUAACAGAUUUUAUACCCCAACGAUCGUGGAUAAGUAAGUGGUUCAAUACCUCUCAAGGUAGUGAGGAUACGUUAGAUGUUAGAGAGAAUCCUGAAGAAUCAGAAUUCAUCGAUGAUGUGCAGCAGCCUCCUAGCAAACGACCGCGCAUACGUAUGGAUGUGAUUCAUCCACCUGGGACAUUUUCUAUACAACCAAGGAGUAAAACCGCACUGAACACGGUUGACUCCUCUAAGAAGCAAUACUCUAUCCAGAAUGAAACGUCGGAAGACUUUUUGGAACCUGCAACGGCUGGGCCAAGCGGGAUAGGGCGCUUAAUAUCUUCGACACCUGCGAUACAAGCAGACAUGAGGACUGCGACGUCUCACAGGUCUGACUUAAAUUCUUUAACUUCACCGACCAAUAACGGGACAGCUAAUGGGUUGGAUGAUCAUUCGGAAUCGAGUGAAAGCACCAGUGGAUGCAGCUCACUUACUCCACAGACAAAUAGACACGAAGGCCCGUCAAAUUUGCUGCAACAAAUUUACAAUUCGUCAUUUUCCAAUAGAAAGAGACAUAUUGAUGAUAAAUUGACAUUUACUAAUCACUUACAAUCUCCGAGGUCCUUGUUUCUAGAUAGUAAUUCUCGUGAUACUUUAAGCAGUCGUAGACCGAGUUUUAACGCAUCAGUUAUGACAAGUGCGCUAAAUCGAGCAUCUCCUUUGUCCUCCCCUUUUUAUAGUGGUAAUACCACUUUCGGGGGUGCGAAUACGGCAGGCUUUUAUAGAAGAGGUCGUAACGUUUUUAGCGAUUCAAGUGAGUUGCAACUUAAAGUACCAAGGAGAACAAGUGUUGAGGUUAAACCUUCUACUACAGUAGAAGUUGAUUCAUCAGGAAUGAGUCAGACUGCUAAGAAAAUAUUGGAAGCAUUAGAACAUUUCUCGUCACCUAUAUCCGACGCGAAGAAAAUUCCGAUGAGAAACGCAGGUAACGCAGCGUCUCCGUUACUGAGCAGGAAGAGAGCGCGAGAAGAAGUAGCGACUCCAUCCGCCAGAGUUGGUUUGCGUCAUUUGACGCGUGAGUUGACAGUACCAACCGUCCCCGACAUACUGAAGUUAAGGAGACGGCAAAAAUUACAGGAUACUACUCUCGCAGCUAGAAAAAUAGUUUCUGCGCGUAGCGAACCACCUCCACUUGCACAGGAGUAUCAUCUGAGAACUGAGGACGAUGAUAGAGAAAAAUAUCACGGUAAAAUAAAGGGCAAAUCUAAGAGAAAUUUAGAAGAAGAGGAAACAGUUGAACCCGUAAAUUUGCCGAACAUACCUUUACCGAUAUCGACAUUACCCAGUUUCACCUUUACGAUACCUCCUCCUCCACACACUAUGAGCAAGACUACGCCAAACAAGGAAAACACUUUCACAUUCGCCAGUCCGAUUAAAGUGACAGAUGCUGGGAAAAAUUUGCAAUCUUUCAAUCACUAUACGUUUAGCAGUCCGAUCAAUGCCGAAGACAGUCCAAGUAACAUGAAAUUGUUGUCGGACUCACCUUCAAAAAUAGGGUAUACAUCGUUUCUUGUAUCUUCUGAUAUAAUGACCAUGUCUAUGCCGAAUUUCGUUUGGUCCGGUUCGUCCACGGCACCUAGAUUGAAGCAAAAGGCAAAGAGCAGCAAGGACAGCAUCGUCGAGUCGGCGGUGGUUCACGAGCUGAAGUCGGGAAGUGUCCUGGACAUAUUGUGUCCUAAAUUGAACAAGACAGAAUCUAAUGUAAUUACGCAAUCACACUUGGGAUCGUCUUCUGAGACAGCGAACCCCGACAAAACAACCAGUAUAUUUGGCUCCAAUACAGACGCGAAAAGCGCGUGUGACACAGAGUCCUUCGGUUCAAUUAGCAGUAUUGCGGUGCCUGCAUCCAAUUGGGAGUGUAGUGAAUGUCUGAUCAGGAACAGUGGCUCGGAUAAACAGUGCAUCGCGUGUAAAGCUGCCUGGCCAAAUCCCAACGAUAAAGUCUCGACACCUCCGUUAACUGACAUUGUCGUAAAAACGAAGCCAGUCGCCAAAGAUUGCUUCGGCUCUCACUUCAAGCUAUCCACCAAUGAGUGGGAAUGUACAGCUUGCUACGUAAGAAAUAAGCAGAGCGAUGUCAAGUGCGUGGCAUGCACUGCCGCGAAACCGGGAGCCAAGUCCGUGACACAACCAACUGCAUCGACUGUGGUCAAAACCCAAAAGUCUGAUCUAAUGGAGAAGUUUAAACCGGCCGAAGGAUCGUGGGAGUGUUACGGCUGCUUACUGAGAAAUAAUUCAAACGUCGUCACAUGUCCUUGUUGCAACACAUCCAAACCUACUCCGAUGAAAGUAAGCUCAACCAAGACUAACACUAUCGUGGAGUCUUCCGCUCAGAAGUUAACUCCCGUUAGCACGGAGAGCACGCUGACGGAACCCGGUAAUUCCGACAUAAUGAACAAAUUCAAGCCCAGCAAAGAUUCCUGGGAGUGUCCGGGAUGUCUCGUUAGAAACAACAGCUCCGUCAGCACCUGUCCUUGCUGUAACACAGCUAAACCUGGCUCCGUCGGUGGCUCGAGCAAACCAGAGCAAACGUUGACGACCAACGGAUUCGGGGACAAAUUUAAGAAGCCCGAGGGUGCGUGGACCUGCGACUCUUGUUUGCUGCAGAACGACGCGAAACAGACAGAAUGCGUGGCUUGCCAAGCUUCGAAGCCCGGUACUACGAAGCCAAAAGAACCCACAUCGAGCACUGAAUCAACCUUACAGUUCAAGUUUGGUGUGCCACCCAACAGCGGUGGGUUUAAGUUCGGCAUAGAUAAAACCGAUAGCCAAUCCAAGACCGACACCACGUCACCAUUGAACGGAUUCAAAUUCGGUAGCGUGCAACAGAGCAGCGGCACGACGCAAUUUACUUUCGGUAUUCCCAAGGAAGAGAACAAAGCCGCGAGUGAAACACCCAAGACCAGUAGCAGUACCGUAACGUCAUCUGGCAGUAUCGGAUUCCAAUUCAGUAUGAAAGCUACCGACAAAGCUGAUGCUAAAACGAAUCAGGAGACUAGACAAGACUUAUCUUUCAGUAUGCCGAAGAGUAACAGUUCGACAACGUCAAGUGAGCAACAGAGCAAUGUGCUCAGUACUGUCGCGAGUCCGACUCCUGUUUUCACAUUUGGUGCGCCAAAAACGAUAUUCAACCAGCCUAUCUCGAACAAAUCGGCACAGAAGCCUCCUCUUGCGACUACCGUGGCAGACAGCUCCAAGUUAACAGUAACGAGCGAUACAGCAACGAUCAGUACUGGCACGACGUUGCCAGCGUUACCCAAGCAAAGCUUUACGUCGCAGAACGACACAAAACCAAACCCGAUCUUCUCGUUCGGCGUACCGAGCAGUACGAGUGCUGCUAACAGCAACACUCCCACCGCCAGUACAACGAUCACUUGUCUUCCAACUUUUGCUCAACCUUCUCUAACAUUUUCCGACUCCCCAAAGACGACUCCCCAGACAGCUGCGGUGCCAACCUUCGGCCAAGCUUCAGCAUCGUCGCCGGCUCUCUCUACGAAUCUGUCGUUCGGCGAGAACAAGAUAAACAAGGCAACGCCCACGCCUCCUCCACUGUCCUCCGACAAACCCGCUGUGAGCGACACACUGAGUGCUUCAGCCUUCCCGAUAGUCUCGAGUUCCACACCGUUGUUCAACAGUAACGACUCGAAGACGCCGAUGACAUUUGGCCAAGCGGACAAACCGACGGUGUUCACCGACGCGACCGUCAAAUCGUCAGGAUUCUCUGCGCCCGAGAAUAAGAUUCCAGUGUUCAGCGGUAGUGCCGAGAACAAAUCGAUCUUCGGCACACAAGAGACGAAGUUGCCUGUGUUCGGCAGCGGCGAGAAGACCACAUCUGUAUUCAGUUCACCUGGGCAGACACCCUCAGUGAUGGGAAGCCGUUUCGGUUCGUCCAACUCUAUUAUGAUGCCAUUUGGUUCAUCCAACACUCCUGCUUUCGGGAACAACAGUAGCACAUCCGCAUUCGGUAGCACAACGACGCCCGCUAUAUUUUCGACUACCAAAUCGGAUGAGAGCAACACGUCGACUUUGGUUUCCGUACCUGCAUUCGGCUCGAAUCAGCCCGCGCAACAAUCGGCGAGCGGCGGCUUCAAUUUCUCCGCGAACACUAAUCCACCAGAGUCGGCCGCGAAGCAGCCGUUGUUCGUAUUCGGCAGCAAUUCAAGUACGCCGUCGAGUAGCAGUAUAUUCGGUAACGAUACGUUCGCUAACCCAGCGUCGACGAAUACUGCCAAUUUCACGUUCAACGCGCUCAAGCAACAAGAGACACCACAACCGGCAUUCGGACAGACCUCAGCGGCGACUCCAAUGUUCGGUGCUAAUCCGCAGACUCAGGCGACAUCGUCGUCGUUCUCGUCCACUUCCUCGUCUAGUGCGGGUUUCAAUUUCGGAUCCACCGCUCCGCCAGCAACACCAUCAGGAGGUUUUAACUUCGGUGGAAUGUCAACCACGUCCACGCCAACUGGGGGAUUCAACUUUAGUUCUCCCGGUUCUAAUCCCACAGUGGCUUUUGAUCCCAACAGCCGGCCUUCAUUCAACUUCACGAAAGGAAGCGCGCCAACAGCGUUCAACGCACCGCCUCAGUCAGCGCCUGUGCAGCGGAAAAUCAAAAAAGCGUUUCGACGAUGCUUGCGGUAGAGAGAGAAAGAGUAUGCAAUAUACAACAUUCGCGCAUGUAUCCUGGUGCGUCCUUACAUCUGUCUGUGCAUCCGUGUAUUUGGAUGUAUCUCCGUAUGUCUCCGUUAGGCGUUACAAGGUGGUACAAUGAAAACUCUGUCAUAUAUGUCAACCGAUCGCAUCAGUGUGGUGGUAUAUACCAAGCAUCUUUGUAAUAUAGUAUAAUCCGCUAACCGAACAUGCUUGCGUACAGCCACUUGUGUUCUACAGGAACUGUAAAUUAUAAAUUAUUUAAAUUAUACAGUAAUAAUGAAUAAUAUACAUUGUCGAGUUGGCAUGAAGCCAGAAACAAGUCGUGAUGCAGUUGCAUUACUGAGACCUUAUCCCAAAAGCAGACGCGAUGCGUAUGUACCGACAUGACGUACUCGAGAUAACACACAUAUUUGCCGAAGUCGAAAAGUACCUCGAUUAAGAAAAAAAAUAAUGAGCACAGCACGUGCAAUUGAAGAUAAAAGAAAAGAAAUAGUGGGAGAUUGACACCCGCUCAGGUAAGUAUAAGUCAGUCACAACUCGUAGCAUUGUUACUUGCAAGUAAACGCGAUUUCAAAAAGUUACAUGUAUAAACAUAAUUUGAUUAUUGAGCAUUAUUUACAGGACGCGUUAAAUGGUUAUAUUUGAGUUUUUUUCAUUACAAUAUAUGAAUUAUUUUUUUUAGAGAAAGUUAACGUGAUUUUAAGCGAUAAAAAUACAGUGGAAAGAAAAAAUCCCUCUAAUUAGAAAUUAAUUCACUUAACAUAUUUCAGAAUAUUGAUUCGGUUGCUUAAGAAUGGGGAUUUCUACUGUUAUUAUAUUUGUCCCUUUAAAUCAUAUCAUAUUAUUAGUUACAUUAAAGAGACGAAUAUAUAUAUGAUAACAGGAAAAAGUUUUCGAGAUCCCAAUAUAAUUGCAUAUUAUACAGCAUAGUGUAAGUUGAAUUUGUUUUUUCAUGCACAUAUCCUUCGUAUAUAUGUAUGAGUAACAUUUGAUAGCAUGAUUUUGCUAAUUAUAUUUAAGAGAGAUGUUAUACGAUUCUCCAUACGUAAUCGAAUGAUCAUCUCGGCGAGUUUAUGACAGUAAAAUGUCAGCCUAAGAUAAUUGGUUAACUUCGACAUUGCGAGCGUUGUGAACUGACUGUAUAUCAAUAAAGUCCCACUAUAUAUAUAUAGACAUUAAUUAUAUUUUAAUUAGAAUUCCGUGGGCAGCCCUACAAUCUUUGUAGAACUAGUCCAGGAAAAGUGUAAUAUACACAAAAAUGGCAUUCGGAUAGUACAAACUGACGAUUACUGAACGGUUGCAUUGAGUAGUCGAAAUUGUAUAUUUUUUUUAUAUAUCGAAUGAAAUAAUCCUAUAAGAGAAUAUAUACUGAAUGCCAUUUUAAUAGGAUUAAAUUAUAAUAAUGUUGUGUGUUUUAUCAUAGAAUGAGUGAAAUAAAUUUGAGAAGUAUGUUGAAUGGAAGUAAAUUAUUAAGGGGCUUCUAAAAAGUUUCUUUCUGACAUCAAUUGGAUGUUUAUAAUUUUUCUCUACACAAGUUGCUGGUAAUUACUGUUAUUAUUUGCUGUUGCAACACUCAAACAAAAUUGUUUUAGUUUAUCUUGCACUUUUUGGCUUAAACUUUUGUCUCUGAUUUUAACACAACAUACAACUCGAAAUAAAUUUUUACAAUUGCUAUAUAUAUUUUAUAAUGUUAACUUAUCCAUCGAACCGAACUACAACAAAAAUAUUGUAAACUACUCUUUUUAGAAGCCCCUAAAGCGGAAAGUAGUUAGAUGGCGUGUAUUAAUGAUUAUAACGAAUCAUUAUUAAAUCAAGCACGUCUUAUUUAAGAUUAGGGUAGUUGUGUAUAAUGUUGGCUUAAACUUGACAGUAGCCAAGAAUAACUCGGCACAUGACCCAUCUUCUGCCAUAGUAGACACUUAGGUACAAAGCAGUUUGUUAGGCAUUGUUGCUUAUCCGUUGUUAUGUAAUAUUUACGUUAAGUAGACACUAAGGAAUGUUUUUUUUUAAGUUCUGUAUACAUUAUUACAAGACAAAAAUCCAUAUAAUUUAGUUUCUAUGUUGAACACUUAUAUUUUUAACAUUGUCAAAAUACCCUUUGUAGGUGUAUUUCUCAUUUAAGAUGUAAACAGUGUGUUGAUUAAAUACGUAAUAUACGCUAGUGUAUGGGUAAUUUGAAGAAAACUCUGUGAUGCAGGUAUAUGUAAUGCUAAUUGAGCAUAUAUACCGAUGAAUAGCGCCGACUUAAAAAUUAAUUCGCAUAGAUGAAAUUACUUUAGUUUUUAAGCAAGCCCAUACCCAAAAACCUACAAAGGAUCUUUUGGAUGUAACUAUGAUCGACGAGACUUUGUUUUAUGCGAUUUGCAAAAAAAAAAGAACACGAAAAUGUAAUUAAUGGUAAAGGGAGGCUGCGCUGAGAUAUGUCUGUGCUGCUGUCUUACACUGUGAACAUUCUCUGUUGAGGCUGUGUUGUCCAUUUGUCUAUGAAUAGGCAAAUUUCCAAAUUAAUCGAUAUAUCGAGAAUACUGCCUGCAAAGGUAGUAUCUUUGUAUUAAAUUUCGUAUAUGGCCUUACUGAUACAUAAUGAACGUGUAACGUAGAUGUAUUAACGACUGUAAAGCAAAUUGUAUUGGAGUUGUUUUGUAGCAUUUUGUAUACUCUCCAUUGUAAUAUGUUCGCAUAAACGUCUGAAGAGCACUGCAUUAAAAAUGUUCAACAAUAGAUUUGUAACAUCCGAUGACUGACAAUAUUUUUUGUAAUAUUUUCAUAGACGUGUGUCUUAUUUACGUAACGGAAAAUUAUUGAAGUGUGGUAUUUUAUGUAUGUAUGUAUGUGUAUAUAUAUAUAUAUAUAUAUAUAUAUAUAUAUAUGUGUGUGUGUGUAUAUAUACAUACAUGUGUGUGUAUAAAAAUGCUGAUAAUAUUAUUCGCACGAGCAAAAAUACAAGAUAUUAUUAAAUUGAAUUUUUUAAGUCUAAAAUUAAUCUUAAAGAUUUCUUUUAUGUAAACGUCAAAUGAAAACGUUUAGGUUUGCAAGAUUUGUUUUUAUGCGAUAUUUGUUUAUACGAGAGCCAUAGGAUGUUACAAUAUGUCAAAUGUUCCGAGGCCUUAUUAUAAUCUUAGUCCAUUGGAGACAUUAUGCAAUCGUACUGAAUUUUUCUGAAUAUCUGUAACAAUUCUAUCGAGAAUGAUGUAUUAAGCAAUUAUCUAAUGAUGAAGUUCAGAAAUGAGGGAGUUUGUUAUGAAAUAAAUCCAAUGACUGACUGUAAUUAAAUAAAAUGUACAUGGGAGAAUGUUCACUGUAUGCUUCAGGUGCUAUGAGGAUGUCGGUACAUUCUCAUACAUAUGAUGUAACACUAGUUAAUAAUAUGAAAGAAAAAUACGCAUCGGUGUUUCUCAACCGAUGAAUCGACAGAACAAAAUUCAAGAAAUGUUUGUUAUAGUAUGUAAUGCGCAUCAACAUAAGAAGAGCUAUCUUUAUUCGCACAAGGAUCGACGAAAUACGCUUAACGACGAUUAAAUAUUCGUUCUUUGAUAGUAUCACAUUCUCCGAAAGUGUAUUAUAUCAUGAAAUCCGCAAGCUGCAAUUUCUUCCUUUAGAUACAUUAUAAAAUAUCUUUGAUUUCGCAAAAUAUGUAGAUAAGACAUUAAUAAUACUCGCAAUAAAAAUAAUAAUCUAUAUAAAGAAUAAAAUAGAAUUCUUUUGUGGACCAGAGAGAAGCGCAAGGAAUAAUUAUAUCUCAAUAUCAACUCUCUCCAGGGUUACUUCUUUGAUUCUAUAUCUUUAUUGAAUUAAGGUGACAUUGCCUUAAUAGGUAGCGCUUGUGAUAUUUAACAAGAGCUACUUGAGCUUGUGUUGAGAAACACCGUGAUAGGAUACAUUAACAUUAUUAUGAAUACUAUUCUUAAUACUAUCCUCUCUGUUUAUCUGUAACAAUUAUAUUAUACACCAUUAGACGAUAUAUAACAAAUACUAAUUAAAAAGAAAACGACGGUGUUAAUUUGGGUCAUAUAGUUUUAUUUUAUAUCUAGAAGAGAAAAGUGACUUCUGUAGGAGGGCAUUUAGUAAACAGCGGCUUGAACUGAAGAAUUUUACUAUAGCAUAUGCACAUGUAUAUGUAUCAGCGUUAUUAAAAAAAAACGUUCUGCUCCAGUGUGCGUGCGAAACAAAAAUGAAAUGUGCAGGUCCAUACUAAAAUCCUUUAGAUCAAAAAAUAAUCUAGAGACAGACAUUAGGAUACGAAUUCGAUUGCAGUCCCUAAUGUUCAGAUAAAGUGUAAUAUUUUAUAAAUACGUUCUCUUUUAUUUUGUUUUAAUCUCCUGUAAGUAGUAGGAUUGCUCCUUGACAGUUCCUCAAAGAAAUAUACAAAAUAAGAAACCCACACUGUGAAUUAUUGUAUGAUGUUCGUGGUUUACGAACCCUGAAUUGUAUACAUAUGUUAUACAUAUAUAGAUAUCGCUUUGCAAAUCAUUGUAACAAUCUAUUUCAAAAGAUCAGUUGAAUCUCCACAGUAUGAUAUACGCAAUUUCUUUUUUAGUAAAAUGCGAAUGGUUUCAAUGCUCCUUCCAUCUCCUUGCAGUAUAUCACUCAAAUAAAUAAGUUACAGUAAAA
This is a messenger RNA of Odontomachus brunneus, 9623 nucleotides long. Its product is annotated as nuclear pore complex protein Nup153. The transcript is spliced from 8 exons. Gene Ontology annotation, biological process: protein import into nucleus; RNA export from nucleus. The coding region runs from base 225 to 5000 and encodes 1591 amino acids. Lineage: Eukaryota; Metazoa; Arthropoda; Insecta; Hymenoptera; Formicidae. The record is from RefSeq and is a predicted model, not a curated record. Gene Ontology annotation, molecular function: structural constituent of nuclear pore. Gene Ontology annotation, cellular component: nuclear pore.